AUGUCGACAACAGCAUCAAUUAGAAAUAAGAAAUUGAUUGCUAUUGAAGCUGAUAUCGAGAAAGCAAGAUCCGAUAAGGAUUUCGCUUCUUUAUUAUCAUUGUUAAAGAAGUACUCAAAGAUUACAUCAUCAAAUAAUGAAAUUCUAGAAUGUUUAGUGAAUGCAGAGAGAUAUAUAGCCGAUGAGAACUAUCAUGACGCUCAAAUAAUGCUUGAUAGAGCAUCAUUACUUAAACCAGAUGACCAAGAAGUUAUUGCAUAUCUAGGUUAUGUUGAUUACAAUAGAAAUGAUACAAAGAAAGCAUUGGAGGAUCUAUCGAGAUUGGUCAAUCCAUAUACGAAUACAAACAACGAGAUGAUAUUGAACUACAGAAAGAUUAAUAUAUUGCUACAGGCAUUCAAUAUCAAGGGUAAAUGUCAAGAGAGUCAAGGACAAAGUGAACAAGCACUGCAAUCCUACGAGAAUGUCAUCGAUAUUGCUUUUCGUUACUUCAAAUCGUUCCGAGCGAUCGAUGUUUACACCAGACCAUUCGUGAUAGAUGCAUUCAUUCACUCUGCAAUGAUACAUCGUUAUUUCGGUAAUAUUGGUGAAGCAGUUAAAAUACUUAGAAAUUGUUUAUCGAGUCAAAUUAUAUUGACUGCAUCGAGCUAUAGAUAUGCAUUGUUGACAUUGGGAGAGUUGCUACUGAGGAAUACAACAGAUAGAUCUUAUAUACCGGUGCUGGAUGCUGCCGGUGAACAACAAAUCAGACCGGGUCACUUUUUCAUUCCUGCUGACCAGGUUGAGGAGUCACUCCUAACGCUUCUACACGUUGAACAACUACAACAUUCACAAUUACAACAGAAUCCACAAUCAUCUAUUAUAACCGAUCAAGAUAUAUCAUUGACAUCUAAAUUCACAGAGGUACAUAGAUGGACACAAUUGGCACUCUCGCUCUACUGUGCCGGUAAAUAUAAGAGAUCGCUGUUUAUUAUUGAAGAGUGUUUGGCUUUGACACCAAACAAUAUCGAUUUGAUAUUGUUGGGUUCAAAGAUUUGUAUUAAUCAGUUGAACCAGUUCUCUAAGGGUAUUAUGUUGGCGAAACAGGCGAUCGGUCAUCUCGACUCGACUGUUGGCGAUAGUGUGCAGCUGGCUAAUGCAUAUCUGCUGAUCGGUGUUGCCUACGAGAGAAGAGCACUCGAGUCCGUCCAGCUGGAAUCUGCUCUCGCUGCUGCUCUCCUCGAACAAGGCAUACGAGCUCGCGUACCGCGUCUGCAAGCACGCGCUCUCUCUGUCGCCGACCAACAUCGAGCUGCUCCUCACCAAAGCGAAGCUAGAGAUUGCGUUGGACGACGGUUCUCAAGCUCUGAUAACCUACAAGUCGGCGAUGUCACACCUCUCCAACCACACACUGACAUCGGUCGACGACUGGGACGAGACAGAGUCGGUGCCGCGCAACCGUCACCAGUCGGGCGGACCGUCCUCCAUCGUGUCGUUCGAUAUUCGCUCGGCGACAACCGCCGACCAAAAGUCGUCGCAUCGCUCAGAGAUUAUGUCGUCGGACGGUGUCGGCGACGAUCCUCUCAACUCGCCGGGUUCGCGCGAAAUCCUCAAGGUGCGCGCCACCACCUCCAACCAAUCAAACUCGAUCGAUCGCGAAACAAACCGUCGCGUUCAACUCUGGCUAGCAAUAGCAGAGGCAUUCAUUCAACAACGGAUGUUUGA
This is a messenger RNA of Heterostelium album PN500, 1704 nucleotides long. Its product is annotated as tetratricopeptide repeat protein. Gene Ontology annotation, molecular function: protein binding. The record is from RefSeq and is a predicted model, not a curated record. The transcript is spliced from 6 exons. Lineage: Eukaryota; Evosea; Eumycetozoa; Acytosteliales; Acytosteliaceae. Bases 1 to 1704 code for a protein of 567 amino acids.